CGUCCCUCGCAUUGUUUACACCGGUGGUCCUCCCCUCCCCCAUACACUCAUCCCUCCUUUCUUUCACUCACUCCAUCCCCCUCUUCCAACUCCUCCUUCUCCCUCUCUACCGCUAUUCCCAACAGCUGAUUUCCAGAUCAGAGAGAGUGGAACACGGCGAGACAGUUCAGGUUUGGAGUCGGCUGCAGCAGAAGGAUUUAAAGCGAGCAGAAAUGCGGGGAGAGCGCAGCGAGCCGCCAGCGUCCGUCAUGAAGAUCUGAGCUCCGCCGCCCGCCGCUGCCAUCAGCUCCGAGAGUCAUCUGAAGUCAUACGAUAACAUUGCAUGAGGAGCAAGCAAAAAUAAAAGGAUGGCUUUCCAUGGAUCCUCUCGGCCAACAGUGUGUGGUAACUUGUUUCCUGGUUCAGACUUAGGUCACAAGUAUUUUUGUGUCAACACCACGACCGGCACUACCUCAACGGGCCUCAGCGCUACACCAAAUCCGACCGGACCCAACGCACCCGCUGGGACUCCCAGACACCCGGCGUCUCUUGGGGGCAGCGCAGGUGGAGGGGCGGCCAUCCCGCAACCUCACAGUAACCCAGCAAGCGAGGUUCCAAGUCCUGCUGAAAUGGAGCCUGAUCGGCCUAUCGGUUAUGGUGCAUUUGGAGUGGUCUGGUCUGUGACGGACCCUCGGGAUGGGCGUAAGGUGGCUCUGAAGAAAAUGCCGAAUGUCUUCCAGAACCUGGUUUCCUGCAAACGUGUGUUCAGGGAACUCCGGAUGCUGUGUUUCUUUAAACAUGACAAUGUGCUGUCUGCCCUUGACAUUCUCCAACCUCCACAAAUCGACUGCUUUGAGGAGAUAUACGUGAUCACUGAGCUCAUGCAGAGUGACCUACAUAAAGUCAUCGUUUCCCCUCAGCCUCUCACCACCGAUCACAUCAAGGUGUUCCUCUACCAGAUACUCAGGGGGCUGAAGUACCUGCAUUCUGCAGGCAUUCUGCACAGAGACAUCAAACCAGGGAACCUGCUGGUCAACAGCAACUGUCUGCUUAAGAUUUGUGACUUUGGCCUGGCGCGAGUGGAGGAGCCGGAUCCUUCUCGUCACAUGACCCAGGAGGUGGUGACGCAGUAUUACCGUGCUCCGGAGGUUCUGAUGGGAUGCCAGCAUUACACUUCAUCGAUAGAUGUCUGGUCUGUAGGCUGCAUCUUCGCAGAGUUGCUGGGCAGGCGUAUUCUUUUCCAGGCUCAGAGCCCCAUACAACAGUUGGAUCUGAUCACUGAUCUCCUCGGGACUCCUCCUCUUUCUGCCAUGGCAUCCGCGUGUGAAGGAGCGCGAGCGCACAUUCUUAGAGGACCCCACAAACCACCCUCGCUGUCUGUUCUGUACAUGUUGUCAGAUGGAGCAACACAUGAAGCUGUUCAUCUUUUGUGCCGCAUGCUAGUUUUUGAUCCAGCUAAGCGCAUCUCGGGCAGUGACGCUCUGUCUCAUCCAUACUUGGAUGAGGGUCGUCUGCGGUACCACACCUGCAUGUGUAAGUGCUGUUACUCUGUGCCCAGCGGGAGGGUGUACACCCGAGACUUUGAGCCGCCUGCGGAUCGACCUUUCAGCCACAACUAUGAGCAGAGCAUGCACUCCGUCUGGCAGGGCAAAGAGCUCAUCCAUCGUUUUAUAACAGAGCACCAGCAAGGCAAACGAGUGCCUUUGUGCAUCAAUCCCCAGAGUGCAGCUUUCAAAACCUUCAUUAGAUCCACAGCCUGGCAUUCCUCAAAAGUAUCAAGGAAAGAAGAGAGAUGAGGGAUGAGGUGGAUUCUGGGAAAUGUGAAUCAUAGGAGCAAGCAUGCUUUGGAGAUGAAGAUGGAUCACAUGCUUUUGAAUGAACUCUCAGCACUCAUUCCAAUUCAACAUGGGGAUUUCUCAGAAAAACACGUUUUUUCCAGAUCCACUUACACGACACUGAUGAAUAAUGCUUCUGAUGCUGCUGAGAACACUUUUAUACUGACUGUGUGCUUGAGGAUUACGGGAAAUAGAAUUUUCCACAGGAAAAAAAAAGAAAAUGGAUUGUUGAAUAUGACUAAAUGAGCCAACGUCAAUGUUGUGCAAUACAGAUAUCUGGAAUAAUGCAAAUGACGAGACUGCGCUGACCAUGAUUUCACUAACAGAUGAGAUGACAGUGCCCACAAGUCCAUAGCAUCGCCCCCCGCGGCCAUCUUCAAUCUGCCGCUGUAUCUCCAAACUCUGUGUAUAGACUUUUAUCACUGUGUUCCUUUUGCGGGUUCUUAGGUUUUAUUCUGAAAAUUCUGGUAACCAAAAGUUCUUAAAUCUUCUUACUUUGUUACUGCUUCCUCAUUCAGCUGAAUGCUUUCUGUUCGAUAUCACUCAGAUUUUCUACUUUUUUUUUUUCUUUUUUCUUUGCUGUUAUAAUUUAGUUUUUUGGGGGGAGUUUUAUUGUGCAAAUUCCUUUGUAACUUCUCAACAUUUCUUUUGAAGCAUCCUGUGCAAAUGAUCCCUGAGCAAAUGCAUUCGGGUUUUAGAGUUGUAUCAGAACGCUGUAUAGAGAUGAUGUACGUACGUGUUUAUCUGUGGAAAAUAGGUACUGUGGCGUUCCCACCUGAAGCAUCUUCCCAAAGGUCCCGCCCCCCUCCUAGGACCAAACGAGAUCGAUAUAAGUAUCCUGCUCUCUGAUUGGGCGAGGCUCUGUAGGCAGAGAAGAUAGAUUGAAUAUUAUUUAUUUUCUCUUUUUAAUUUAUUGUCGUCUUGUCCAGCUUGUUUGGUGUUUGUGUUUGGCGGACCAGGUGCGUGGGUUUCAUGGCGGCAUGAGCGAGCCAUCUGGUCCGUGAGUGUUGUUGAAAAACUGCAGUUUCGGAGAGUUUAGGGAAUGUGCAGUGUUGUACUUUUUUGUUUUUUUUUGUUUUUGGGAAUAUUUCAUUACCUCAACUGGCCCUCAUUUCACUGGGCUGGUGUAUAUAGACUGAACCCAAUCGUUUAUCAAAAAUGUACUGUAAUGCAGUCGAAUGACGUCAAGUGUGUGUGUGUGUGUGUGUGUGUGUGUGGAGCUGCUCCACUGGGCCGCAGUCUCUCUCUGAAUCCAUCUGCUUUUCUUUUUCCUUCAGAGCGGAUUGUCGUGACGGUGUGGCUUAUGGUUAAUUAUUAGAUAGUUGUUGGGGAAAUGCUGCUGUUUGUGUAAUACCUCCAAAACCUCCCCGACUCAUUUGUAAAAGUAACACGUCUAGAGCUCAGGUUUCAUAUUAUACAAUAUGGACUAGACUGUAGACACUGUAGACGUGGGUCCAGGCAGUCGCUGGUGCUCUCUGGGUUUAUUGCAGAGAGCUGAAUACUCAAAAAUGCCCAGUACUGUAAGCGUUUGCCUCCUACCACCAGGUGGCAACACAAGCGCAGGGCACGAUUGGAUGUAUCAAGGCAGUUAUUGCUCAUCAAUAAUGUCUCUCAAUGCAUGUGUGUAUGGACUUCACUUGGAUUUGCAAUUGCAGUGCAUUAGGAGUUUUAUUUUAGAAAUGUUUAUAAAUGUGCUGUUGCUAUUUAAUUUUAUUAUAGGAACUUUUUUUUUUCUUUUUUCCGCCAUGUAUUGUGACCAAUAUUUUUUUUUUUUGCUUUUGGUUUAUAUUUUUUGUUUCUUAAGUUGAUGUUGUUUUUAUGACCACUUUUGCUAUUGUGUUGGUAGAAAAACUAGCAAAACAGUGACGGGAAUGAAGAUCAGUGGGUUGGUUCAGUCUUACCGACUGCCAAGCAGAAAGUGAACAUUUUAAGUAAAUGGUGAAUUUCUUUUAGUCGUAAGAUAGAUGUUAGACAUUUUUAAGAAAUUCAAAACUUGAUAUUCGUGUUAAUGACUAUUAUGGCUUUGAUAAAAUGAUUGAACAGUUGUUUUAUGAUGGUUAUCUGUUUUGUUUUUUUUUUCUCUUUCUUUCUUUCUUUUUUUGUCUUUGCAUUUUAGAAGGAAAAAAAUGUUUUUGGACUUUUUGUGUUCCCAACAAAUACUUGAAGUUUUUAAGAAAAAAAAAAAAAAGAGACAUUGAUUAGGAUAAAAUAGACAUUAAAGAGACAGACACUGGAAACCAUGCGUCUGCAUCUUAUUGGUUUGUCGUUGCAAAUAUUGCACAGAACAAUGGUAUUUCAUUUACAAAGAUUUGAAGAGGUUUUGAUGUUUUGCAACUAUGGGGUGUUGAGAAUCAGCAUGAAAUGAAAAUUCUUCCUAUGAGUAAAUGAUCUAUGCAUGUGUUUUUGUUUUUUUUGAUUUCGCUUCGUAAUGUUCAAUCAAAAUGUCAUAUCUGGCCCUGCCCGUGAAAACGAACUUUGUCGAACUGUCGCUACUUACAUUUCAUCAUGACCUUAAAGUUAUGUGAUUUAAAAGUUUACUUAACCAAACUCAAGAUUAGAUUUUUUUUUAUUUUAGUAAAGGUACUCAAUAUUUGCUUUAUCUGUUAAUGACUAUAUAAGUAGUAACAUCUGUAGCUAUAAUUUAUAGGUUAUUUCUAAUAAUUCACAUGACAAACUUAAAUAUACAAAAUUGGUCACAAAUGACUAGACUCUUACAAUAAAUAA
Molecule: messenger RNA, 4538 nt
Organism: Onychostoma macrolepis
Lineage: Eukaryota; Metazoa; Chordata; Actinopteri; Cypriniformes; Cyprinidae
Gene: nlk1
Product: nemo-like kinase, type 1
Exons: 13
Coding region: 348-1775 (475 amino acids)
Biological process (GO): protein phosphorylation; intracellular signal transduction
Cellular component (GO): cytoplasm; nucleus
Molecular function (GO): ATP binding; MAP kinase activity
Source: RefSeq, a predicted model, not a curated record